Mesorhabditis belari is the source of this 846-nucleotide messenger RNA. Lineage: Eukaryota; Metazoa; Nematoda; Chromadorea; Rhabditida; Rhabditidae. The record is from the annotation of a GenBank genome assembly.
AUGAGCGACGAUGAGCUGGGACAAUUCAAGGAAAUCUUCAUCAGUUGUGACUCGGAUCCCUGCUCAUCUAGAUAUCUGCGUGUCUCGAGUCUUUGGCCUCGAAUCAUUGGAUGGAAUGAGACGCGAUGGAUUCCCCGAAAAACUCUUGAAUGGGCUGAAUUUAGCGAUCACAAAAAAGAGGACGAAUGUCAGCGACGCGUGCUCAAAUAUUACUCGGAUCAUCAGAAAAAAUUGAAACGUAUCAUCCACAGCACUAAAGGUCAAAUGAUUGUCGAGAGGGAAACCGGUGUUGUCGGAGGAUCGAUCAUCUUGUACGUUCCAUUCGAUAACUGGGAGUCCGCUGAACGUCGAGCUCAGCACAUGCAAGAGAUCAUUCGCGCUUUUCUUUUACUUGUACUUGCAUUCAACGGUGGCGAGGGACUCGUCGAGAAGAGGGGAGUGCAAAUCUCAUUGAAAACUUACGAUGUUCAACCCGAUUCGCGAAUUAAGAUCAUGACCGACACGAUGGACACGAAAGAUUUGCUGCUGAAGAUCUACUACGUUCUCGCGAGCGACCCGUCAAUUCCGCCAUUGUUUUUUCGACACAAAACUCUCGUUGCAACAUAUUUACAUUUUUCGCAAAUGGUCUCGAAUCGUUUCACGCCGUUUUUCGAGGGUUAUACAUGGGAACUUGAGCGGCUUCGUGAAAAUGAUGAAGAAAAUAGAGAUGAAGAGCUAUCCAAUUGUAUUCAUUCGACAAAGGAGGCAAAGCGAAGGGUGCUUCAUCGGGUAUCGUCGGUGUUGAUUCAAAGUGUUUCCUUCAAGAAAUGUUGGCUUAAAAACCAUUCAAAGGAUUGUAGAACUUUG